AUGGACGAGAACAGUAGGAGAAGGAGGCAGAAUGAGCCGCCCUAUAUGGGAUCAUCGUCGGAUCCUCGCUUCGGCGCUGCUGGCCAAGGGCAAGGGCGAGGUUUCGCGAGCUCGUCGACAGAGAGAUAUCGAGGCGCUCCAUUGACCACCUCAUCGCCGUCUGGAGGAAGGGGAGCUGGAGGCUCAGGUGGAACAGGAACGUACUCGGGAUACUACCAGGAGCCGUCGUCCUCGUUCAACCCCUCGUUGCCCGCAAAUGCGUUACAAUAUUCGCAAGCCUACCCUCAAGACCAGCGACAGCAGCAGGGUUUUACCACUUACAACACAGAUCUCAUGUACAAUGUUGCACAACCAUCCCAACAGAGCACCGUCUACGACUCGUCCCAGCAAUUUCCAGCACGGCAGCCUGCAGCAAUGCAAAUGCUUUCGGAUGUUGCAGCACCAUAUUUCCCAAACGAGCCCACCAGUGCGCCGGGCCCUCCUGCGCUGCAACACCACGCAUCGUCGGCCUCAACUGGCGUGUAUCAACAGCAUCACCAGAGCCCAAGUGACCGAUCGAUGAUGCAGCAGGGGUAUCCAAACCAGAUGGCGAUGGGAGGUAUUCCUCAGCCUGCGCAAGAACUGAUGGAGGAAGACGACUUCCAAGCACAAGGUCCAGGGCUGGAGGCGGCGUAUACAGCUUAUCAGACAGCUUUGAAAGACAUUUUCCAGAACAUUAUCGACCGCCGGCUUGCGGUCGCCGGACAAUCUCUGCUGGAGGUAUCAGAAUGGCUAUUGGGGCAUGUUGGAGAUUUAGGUCUUACUGUAGAUGAACACGCACUCCACAGCGAUCGAAUAAGACUAUGGGGCGAGUUCAAUACCGCCUGGCUCAGUAUAUUUACAACGCAGAAAAUCAUGCUAGAAACAGGCCAGCGGAUCCAGCACCCCCAGAAUAUCAUGACACAAGAGUUUAUCAGUAAGAUGGCGAAAGACCUGAUCCGGAUGUGCGACGCAGUCGAAAAGCAUGGCCUGGUCGACUACCAAUAUGGUGUCGCAGAGGAACAGAUAAUCACAGUUCUCAGUGAAUGCCUCGACCUGCAAGAAUCGAUAGAAGGAAGUGGCCAGAAUCGCACAAGGCCACCUCCUUAA
Molecule: messenger RNA, 1128 nt
Organism: Glarea lozoyensis ATCC 20868
Lineage: Eukaryota; Fungi; Ascomycota; Leotiomycetes; Helotiales; Helotiaceae
Exons: 3
Coding region: 1-1128 (375 amino acids)
Source: RefSeq, a predicted model, not a curated record